Pleuronectes platessa (European plaice) is the source of this 2164-nucleotide messenger RNA. RefSeq names its product MAP3K12 binding inhibitory protein 1 (gene mbip). Lineage: Eukaryota; Metazoa; Chordata; Actinopteri; Pleuronectiformes; Pleuronectidae. The record is from RefSeq and is a predicted model, not a curated record. The transcript has 9 exons. The coding region runs from base 28 to 1050 and encodes 340 amino acids.
GGGCAGCAUUCUGAGCCUUGUUCAGUAAUGGCGGAAACAAUGAAGCGGAGCAGAAACCUCCAUCCUCCUCCUGCUCCUCCUGCUCCUGCUGCUCCUCACGAGUCCAAAGAAGCGUCCAGCGGCUCGGACUGUGUCCGUGUCCUCCUCAAGCUGCUCGUGCACUUCGGGAACGAGCUCAACUUAGGUGAUGGAGCUUUGAGAAUAGAAGUCAACACCAAUACUGUGAAUCCUCCGUCUUCAGCUGCUGAGGUUUACAGCUGUUUGCAGGAGCAUAUCAAUAAACUACAGGCCGUUUCAGAAAGCUUAAAGACACUCGUGGAUGCUGAAAGUGAUCGAUCAUCUACAAGAGACAACACUCCAGAUGAUCCAGUCACAUCGUUUUCACACAAAGAGCAGACGACAGAGCGCCAUCCUCUCAGCUCGGAGGCCGCGGAGGAAAGCGAUACGGAAGCCGAUGACGUCAUGGUGCAGAUCAGAGCCGGGAAGUCAGAGAUUCAGAGAAGAAUAUCUGCAUGCAAGCAGAUGGAGAUCAAUGAAAACAAUGUGCGCGAGUUUUGCAACGUGAUCGACUGCAAUCAGGAAAACAGUUGUGCCAGAACAGAUGCAGUGUUCACUCCUUAUCCUGGUUUUAAAAGUCAUGUGAAAGUUAUACGGCAGGUGAACACGUAUGGGCCCCAGACUCGUGGCGGGGGAGGCCAAGGCGAGCCGGGGGAGCAGCAGAGGGGGCCGAUGGUGAGAAACUGUGGAAAUGCAGCGAUAGAGGAACGACUUCACAACAUCGAGAAUCACCUCAAACUGCCGACAGCGGGGCCGGUUCCACUGAGUGUCUACCACAGACUGAAGAAGCUGGAGGAUCGGAUCCUGGAGUUGGAAGGACUCUCACCCGAGUACUUUCAGUCCACGAGUCACCUGCACAAGCGACCGAAGACGUCCCCUGCUCAGGCCUGCAGUCUGUCGGAGCUGGAUGAGAAGAUCAAUGCAGUGAAAGCAGCGCUGCUGAAAAGGGUGAAUGAAUUCGGGCCUGGAUAUGGAACAGAGUGUCCGCUGUAGCCAACACAGAUCGAUGCUCCAAACACAAUUAAUUUGUUAAUGCAUUUAUACAUAUUUCCUGUAUUUUAUUUUCUGUCCCUCAUCGACUCGUCAGCGCUGUCGCUCUUACCGUGAUGCUUCUUUUACUAAAUCCUAAUAUUUAGUCAAAUAAGUAAUUUCUUUGUAAAUAAAUGUGUUUUUCUUUUACGAAAACUUGGACUCAUGACUUAACUGUUAAAUGUUUCAUGUGCUGGCAACCAGUGAUUCUUUUAUUGUUAGAAACUUAUGAAAAACUAACGAUUUUCAUCAUUGAUACGAUCACAGGAGAGAAGAAAGUUCCCAAAGUUCAAAUAUUCACUCUGACCUACAGUUCAAUCCACUAAUAUAUUCCGUUUAAUAUCAGGUCAUUACGUUUGGAUGUGAGGAACUGUAACCGGUGUAUUUUUAACUUUUAAAUUUUGUACAAAUGUGAAAAUGUGCCCUUGAUUGAAGAGUCAGAGGUAAUGACUUGCUGCAGUUUGUCAGACUGUCGGGACAAAGAAGUGAUAAUGUGACGAACCUGCUGGUGCAUAAAGAAUCUAGGAAUGUGGAGUUCAAAGCGAAUGAUUUUAAAGAGUCUGAAUAUUAAAGUUUGGCCGACUCGGCUGAAAAGUCAGGGUUAAACAUUGUGCCUGUGUGUCCUCAAAAAGCAUCAAAUUCUCUUAAAUUCAGAUUUGAUGGGUUUUGGUUUUUAAGCAGCUCCCAGUGAAUGUUGCUCGACUCUGUCAGACUGAAAAAUGAAUAGUUCUGGUUUCUGCUGAGUUGUAAAACCACUGCCAGCCUGCUAGUUAGAUGAUCCUGUUAAAGACAAUAUUAUGUUUAUAUAUACACCUGUGUUCUAGUGCCACGAUGUUAACAUCAGUUUCUCUGAGCCAAAAAGGAGAAAAGUCCUCGAUCCUAGAUACAGAAAAUAUAUCUUCAUAGUAUUUUUGUUUACUUCUUUAUUGUCUAAUCGUGGGAACGCGUGCACGUGUGCGUCUGUCUGUGUGCGCGUGUUUCACUUAAAUGAAUCUGAGCGAGGGUGUCUGAUUUAUGUGCCUGACCGCUGUGUGCUGAUGAUCACCUCUAAUGGCUGUCAUUAAAACAAAUGACCUGA